Molecule: messenger RNA, 1474 nt
Organism: Saccostrea echinata
Lineage: Eukaryota; Metazoa; Mollusca; Bivalvia; Ostreida; Ostreidae
Product: endosome-associated-trafficking regulator 1-like
Exons: 7
Coding region: 1-1251 (416 amino acids)
Biological process (GO): positive regulation of protein localization to cilium; regulation of cytokinesis; positive regulation of cilium assembly
Cellular component (GO): centrosome; recycling endosome; ciliary basal body
Source: RefSeq, a predicted model, not a curated record
AUGGCAGAAGGUGGGGAAGAGGAAAAUAACCCCUUUUCUUUCAAAAAGUUUGUGAAAUCUAAAGACAAGCAUGUUGUACAAAGUAAUGAAGAUGAACCGGAAUCUAAGCAAGAAACUGUGACUCAAACAAAAGAAACUUCAAAGGAUUCAAAGAAGAAGAAGAAACAAGAUGAAAAUCCUUUUUCCUUUAAAAAGUUUUUGGAAUCUUCUGGAUCAGGAAUCAAACCAAAGGACAGAAAUGACAGAGUUCGUCAUUCCCAGCGGACCAGUCAGAAUACUCCAGACUUUGCCACUGAUCUCCCAGAUUUUGUCCAAGAUCAUUUUCAGGACAGCCCUGCGGCAUCCAAGUUCCCUCCUAAUUUAGAUUUCCCUCUCCCAGAUUUAGGAUUUCCAAAUGAAUCGACUCAGAGAGGGCAUUCAAAUUCAUUUAAUGAACAAUUUGAGGUGAGAAAUAGUGACUCCAGAAAUUUAUCAUCAGACAGCUUAAGGGCCAGGGGUGUGUUCACUCCCAACAAUAGUGCAAGUGACCUAGUUUCUGGAAUUGGUGAAGUGAAUCGUGAUAAUACUGAUGAUGAAGAUUUCAUGCCUAAUCGUCCUCAAGUUCCCACGAGUCUUCCCGACUUUAUUACAGAUGGCAUAUUCAAAAAUACAGACAAUGCCCAAAGUAAUGAGAUUUCUUUACCAAGGCCUCUACACAGUCACUCUCAGCUGAAUGGCUCACACUCUCUGAGAACAGCAUCAAAUGGAGAGGAGGAAAAUGAAAGAUUGAAAGUAGAGAAUGAAUCAUUGCGGCGACAAUUGGAGGAGGCCAGAAAUAGAACGCUUAUGGAAACAAAAAGGUGCAAUAAGUUGAAAAAAGAAAUGGAAGCAGCUCAGAAGAAGGAAGCUGAGGACACAGCAGCCAUGGAGAAAAUGCUGGAAGAGGUGGAAGCCAAUUUACUCACUUCAACAAAAAGGGCAGUUGCAGCAGAGAACCAGGUUGCUGUUUUACAGAAACGUGUCACAUUCCUGGAGAAUGAGAAUGAGUUACUUAAGUCUGGAGACAAAGGAUUGGUAGAUCUAAAGGAACGGACAACUUAUGUUUCUCAGCAGUUAGUUUCUGUUGUAUCAACUGCAGAACAAAAUCUCAAGCAAAUGUUGUCAGGAGUGGAGAAUUUACGAAUCAUGUCUCAAGUGUUAAAAUCUAUUGACAAAGUCACAGAGACAGAGGAUACAUCGGGUGAAAGUUCAAAUCCAAAGAAGAGCAGCUGACACACUGAGUGGGUCAGAGGUCAGUGUGUCAGAGGUCAUAGUUCAGAAUAAGAGAGGUUGUUUCCAUGAACAUGUGUAAUUAAUUAAAGAAGACUUAUUAUAAAUAAAUGAAUUUUGUAUAAUUUAUAAAAAAUCUAUAUCUUUGUAAAAUUUGGAUCAUAAUGUGUUCUGCAGAAAAGUUAUUUUGUAGCUUGCCUUUAAAUUUUUACUAGAUUUACAAAAA